ACCAGGAAGCGUUAGUCAGUACGUGGCCUUCUUCUCUUGAAUCGCAGAGGCAGGAGCUGCACUUCAUCACAAAAUGGAACUUGAGGCAAUGACCCGGUACACCAGCCCGGUGAAUCCGGCUGUGUUCCCCCACCUCACCGUGGUGCUGUUGGCCAUCGGCAUGUUCUUCACCGCCUGGUUCUUCGUCUAUGAGGUAACUUCAACAAAAUACACCAGGGACGUCUACAAAGAGCUGCUGAUCUCCCUCGUGGCCUCGCUGUUCAUGGGCUUCGGAGUGCUGUUCUUACUACUCUGGGUGGGGAUCUAUGUAUGAAGGUGACUGAUUUCAAACAAUAGGACACAUUCCAGUGGAUCGGAAAACAUCACACACACAACAGGAACAGGAUUUUGGAUUUGAUUGGACUGCACUGACAUUAUUAUGGGAUCACGUGGACUUUGGGUUUCUAUUCACAAGUAAAGAGGAAUUUGUACAA
Scomber scombrus (Atlantic mackerel) is the source of this 473-nucleotide messenger RNA. RefSeq names its product transmembrane protein 258 (gene tmem258). Gene Ontology annotation, cellular component: membrane-bounded organelle. The transcript has 4 exons. Bases 74 to 313 code for a protein of 79 amino acids. Gene Ontology annotation, biological process: protein N-linked glycosylation. The record is from RefSeq and is a predicted model, not a curated record. Lineage: Eukaryota; Metazoa; Chordata; Actinopteri; Scombriformes; Scombridae.